Fusarium proliferatum ET1 is the source of this 195-nucleotide messenger RNA. RefSeq lists its product as uncharacterized. NCBI's taxonomy places the organism in Eukaryota, Fungi, Ascomycota, Sordariomycetes, Hypocreales, Nectriaceae. The record is from RefSeq and is a predicted model, not a curated record.
AUGGUUCGUGCUAAAAUGCUCAGGUCCCCAGAUAACCAAUCAUGGCCAGAUGAGAAGAGUUUAUGGGGUCCAGACUCUUGUCGACGUCUAUAUCCUAGUUCUAAAGACGCCGAGGAUGGAGCGACUUUCGUCUUGCCCUACGCUUCAACCUCGAUCAUACUCGGUACCUUCGUUGCUGUAUUUUUCGCUAUGUAG